Anthostomella pinea is the source of this 870-nucleotide messenger RNA. Lineage: Eukaryota; Fungi; Ascomycota; Sordariomycetes; Xylariales; Xylariaceae. The record is from the annotation of a GenBank genome assembly.
AUGCCACGCCUCAAGGUCCUCAUCAGCGGCGGAGGCAUAACCGGCAACACCCUCGCCUUCUGGCUCGCGGAACUCGGCCACGACGUCACCGUCGUCGAAUGGUUCCCCAGCCUGCGCGCCUCGGGACUCCAGGUCGACCUGCGGGGCCACGGUAUCGAAGUCAUGCGACGCAUGGGUCUCGAGGCCGCCGUCCGGUCCAAAUCGGCGCCCGAAACCGGCCUGCAGGUCGUCGACAAGUCGGGCAGGCGAUGGGCCUACUUCCCGGCCACCCAGCCCGGCGGCAAGGGGGGCCUUGCAAACCCCAAGGCAGACGUGGGGGAGAAGAAGGCAGCGCUGGCGGAGAUCUUCCGGGGCGCCGGAUGGCAGACGGAGGAGAUCUUGAAGGCCUUGCAGGAGGAUGUGGGCGACUUCUACUGCGAACGGCUGGGCAUCGUCAAGAUGGAGUCUUGGCCCCGCGGCCGGUUGGCGCUCUUGGGGGAUGCAGCUUACUGCCCGUCGGUCAAAACGGGCAUGGGCACAACUUCCGGGAUGGUGGGUGCUUAUAUCUUGGCCGGCGAGAUCGGGCGGCACUGUGGACGCUCUGAUACAGAAGUUGCCGGUGGAGAAGGCGAUAUCACCGGCGGUCUCGCGAACGCGCUUAAAGCUUACGAUGAUAAGUUCCGGCCAUUCAUGGAUCAGGUGCAGAAGGGAAUCUUGGAGGACGAGGGCGGCUUGGAUAUGAUGCCAUCUUCGGCAUUUGGCAUUGCACUGUUCAACUGUAUCAUGGGAAUAGCUUCAUUCUUCAAGGUGGAUGUCAUUGCGAAGUUCAACAUGCGGGAAAACGUAAAGGGAUGGGACCUCCCGGACUAUGAAGAGAUGCGCCGUGGUUAG